CGUAACAAAAUGUGGAAAAAGUGAAGGGGUCUGAAUACCUUCCCAAUGCACUGUAUGUUGAGUGUUUGGUAACUGUACACACAACAAAAAGGCUUGGAGUGCUGUCUGCUGAGGAUCCGGUUGUGUGGUGGUGACAUCAUGCGGGGAGUGGACACGGUGAGAUCCUGUUUCUAAUGACAGACAGACAGACAGACAGAGCUCCUCUCGGCUCUGAACCAUACAGGAUGUUUUGCAUUGAUUUAUUGAGGCUGUACGUCAUGAAGUUCUCUCUAAUGACAUCGUCUUAAAACCAUAUUUAAACUGAUUGUGGAGAAUAAUGGUUUACUGCCGCCAAUAAACAUGUCCCGCAAUUGACCUGCUGGAGCGGGAAACAGUUACUACAAGGUCAAUCAUUUCCUCCAGCUUGGCUCGUUUUUUUAAGCGGCAGACGGGACAACGUUGCGGGAGUGAGCGCACACACAUCAAAACACAGCCGGUUGUUUUGUUUGGAGCCAAGCUGGAGAUGCUGAACUCCCUUGUGGGGAACUAGGGAUGGUCACUGUGGGGACAGUGUAGGGACAGGGAGACUCCAGUUUGGUGACAGUGACUAUAGCACACAGACAGGCUACAGCACCCAUUUGCUGGGGUCUGUCCUACUUCUGUCCAGUGGGCCAUUCUGGUUUGGCUCAUGGGUAAGAGAGCCACCCUAACCAGUUUUUGACAUCAGAGUGCCCAGGCAUAGGGCCAGCCAGAGAGAGAAAAUGAGAGAGGGAGAGAAAGAAAGAGGAGGAAGACAAAACAAAGAUGAGAGAAGUAUGAGAAAAAGUUCAAGAUAAAGAGACAGAAAGAGGUGGGGAAACAGUGUGUAGGUAGGAAGGUAAGUAGGUGAGAGACUGGCACAAACUCUUCUUCUGAGGGAGAAGUAAUAGAAAAACACACAGGUUACUAAGUUCACUGGGUAGACAGGCUCCACUCAGAGCAAGUUGGCACCAAAUUAUGCAUUGUGCAAUUUGCACGAGUUGUUAACUCACUUGCAUAUUUCAUUCCAAUCGGAGUACAGAUGAAACUCUGAACAUGUAGCUGUUUACUCCUAAAUCUUCCUCAGGGGACCGUCCUGUCUUGGUGGUGACACAGGAGGGCCAUUGUCCUGUCCUGUGUGCUCUGUGUGUGACAAGUGUGACCUGACACCUGUUCCCCUGGUCACAGCAAGCUCCCCAUUUUAGAUCACUCCAAAGAGUUGGAGAGACGCUCCACAGCUAUUCUUACGGUGCCACUCCUGCUCUCUGCAUUCACAGGCUUUCAAAGGGCCAGUCAGAAAUCAUCCCUAAUACCCCCUGCUUACUUGAGCUACAAGCAAAAUACAUUACACAAAUGAAAAAGAAGAUUCAAGCGUAGCGGGGGAGGGCGAGAGGAGGAGCGCAGUAGCAGCACCCGGCAGAGGAGCCUUGUAGAAUGAAACAUUUACCAGCUCCUCUAAUUAGGAUAUUGCCUUCCGAACACUGGAGUGGAUGAGAGGUGACAGAAGCCCAAUCGGCAACAAAAGCAGUAGGGCGCCUCAGACGUUUUAUCACGCUGCAGCUCCUGUGUCUUCUUCCUCUUCCUUCAGCCAAUCAAGAAUACAGUAUUCUUAUUCUACACAACAGAAGUUGUCCGGACUGAAGAUGGUGUGGGUACUACUUUUAAUGGCCUUCCUGACCACUGGGGUGGUCCAGUGUCAGAGAUCCUUGCUGAAAGACAAAAAAGGACUGGACCCAGAGGUCAACAUGAAUAUUAGUGAGAUCAUCAGGUAUUGGGGCUACCCAGCAGAGGAGCACGACGUCGUCACAGAAGACGGCUACAUCCUCAGUGUCAACAGGAUCCCACACGGCCUGAAGAACGGUGAAGAUCCCAAGCCUGCAGUGUUCCUCCAGCACGGUCUCCUGGCUGCGGGGAGUAACUGGGUGACCAACCUGCCCAACACCAGCCUGGCUUACCUGCUAGCCGACGCUGGCUACGACGUCUGGAUCGGCAACAGCAGGGGAAGCACCUGGUCCAGGAGACACCUCACACUCAGCCCUGACCACAACGAGUUCUGGCAGUUCAGUUAUGAUGAGAUGGCAAAGAAGGACCUGCCAGCAGUGGUCAACCACAUCCUGAAGACCACAGGCCAGGAGACGAUCUACUAUGUAGGCCACUCUCAGGGAACCACUAUUGCUUUUGUUGCAUUCUCUUCCAUGCCUGAGCUGGCAAGCAAAAUCAAGAUGUUCUUUGGCCUGGCUCCGGUGGCCACUGUGGCUUUUACUGCCAGCCCCAUGACCAAGCUCUCCAUCUUUCCCGACUUCCUCAUUUGGGAUCUGUUUGGGAAGAGGGACUUCCUGCCUCAGAGUGCUCUCAUCAAGUGGUUUGCCACCAACUUCUGCAAUAAGGAGCCUCAUAGUGAGCUGUGUGGAAACAUCUUCUUCGUCCUCUGUGGCUUUGAUGAGAUGAACCUCAACAUGACUCGCACACCUGUGUACAUCUCCCACUGCCCAGCAGGAACCUCAGUGCAGAACAUGAUUCACUGGUCUCAGGCGGUGCAUGUUGGAAAGCUGAUGGCGUAUGACUAUGGGAGAGCAGGGAACAUGGCUCACUAUAACCAGUCGACCCCUCCAUUGUACAACAUCCAGGACAUGAAGGUGCCUACGGCCCUGUGGUCUGGAGGUCACGACACCCUUGCUGACCCUAAGGACGUUGCCGUGCUGCUCACCCAGGUCUCCAACCUGGUGUACCACCGCCACAUCGAGCACUGGGAACACCUGGACUUCAUCUGGGGCCUGGACGCCCCCCAGGAGAUGUACAGUGAGAUAAUCAAACUGAUGAGCCAGCAGGACUUGGUGUGACCAGUGGAUAGACAGGGAGAUAUAUGGCUAAUUUUAGCCUCAGCUCUCAUCACAAUCGCUGAAGAGAUUUUAGUACUGUAUCAGACAUAUAUUGGGAGUCAUAUUUCGGAGUGCCUGGGUGCGAGUGUGUACGCACGUGUUUGUGCACUGAAUGUGUGUUUGUGACUAUAAGCGUGUGUAAGAGUGGGUAUUAGCAUGUAUGUGUUUGUGUGUUUGACUAAACCAUGAGCAAUAAUCAUUCACCUCUAAAUUGGGAUAGUGAGGUACACAAGCUGUGAGUUUAGGGUUAUGUGUGAGGAAUCAUCAUGUAUUCUUUUUGUCUUACUUAACUACCGUCCUCUCUUCCAGAACACUUUAAUGGAUUUGAAUGUGUGUUUUGAGAAUUUCCCAUCAAACAUUUCGAUCCAGUUGAAAUCCUGCUUGUAGGUUUGGAUGAAUGUAUCUCAGUCAUUGGUGCAUUAUCAUGGUUACCGUCCAGGGCCCAGUUCAACACCCAGUACCUCUCUCUACAAGACUUGUAUUUUUCAUCACCAGGAAUGUUUUAUUGCUGUGUUGGGUUGGUUUAUGUUGCUGUGCCUUUUUAGUCAAACAAAUUAAAUGUUUAGUUUGUUUACCGCUCUUUCCUGAGCUACUGAUAGACUGUCUUUUUGUUAGCUACUUAAUCUAUGUAUUUUUAUUGGAUCUUGGGUAAGCACAUGGGAAUUAAUUAGGAAGGGUGCUGACCAAAGAAUGACUGACUUGUUUGUUCAUUCAUUGUCUACUUAUGUUGUGUUAUAACACUUAACAUAACUAUAACACGUAUGCUGCCUUGUAACUAAUGGAGAAAACUACUCAAUAAAACUCCAUUAGAAAAUCA
This is a messenger RNA of Coregonus clupeaformis (lake whitefish), 3693 nucleotides long. Its product is annotated as lysosomal acid lipase/cholesteryl ester hydrolase. The record is from RefSeq and is a predicted model, not a curated record. The transcript is spliced from 11 exons. Bases 1488 to 2837 code for a protein of 449 amino acids. Gene Ontology annotation, molecular function: hydrolase activity, acting on ester bonds. Lineage: Eukaryota; Metazoa; Chordata; Actinopteri; Salmoniformes; Salmonidae.